AUGUUUUUCUCGCUGUGUCAGUCGGAAGAAGGGUCUAACAGGGCAGAAGACUAUUGUACAGGUAACAGACUAAGAGUUUUGUUUUAAAUUGAGAAUAGACGCGUGACCUAUAAAGACGCUGUCACACCUUUGCUACAAGUCUUACAUUUGAUCAGGAAGUGUUCCUACACAGACGACCACAAAGUAUCAAUAUGACAGAGAACCAAAGACAGAAUGACGCCACCAUAGGAAGCUCGUCGGAUGGUGCAGAGGAGUACCAGAUGAACAACAAACGAAGAGGUCUUGCACUCAUUUUUAACCAGGAAGAGUUCUACUGGCGCCUGGAACUGCCAGAGAGGCGUGGAACCAAUAUUGAUCGUGACAACUUGGAGAAAAGACUGAAGGAUCUAAACUUUGAAGUAAAGUGUUACAAUAACCUCAAGCUGGAGGCAGUCCUAGAAAAAAUCGCCAAAGCUGCGGAGGAAGAUCACUCAGAUGCUGAUUGCUUUUUGCUCGCCUUCCUGAGUCAUGGAGAAGAUAACCACGUUUAUUGCUACGAUGGAAAAAUCAGUAUCCAGGAGAUCGCGUCCAUGUUCAAAGGGGACAAGUGCCCGGACCUUGUUGGAAAGCCAAAGAUCUUCAUGAUACAGGCAUGUCGUGGAAAAGAGUUUGAUGUGUCAGUUGCAGUGACUGAAGCUUCUACGAUGGAGUCUGAAGAAAAGGUGUUCAUGGAUGCCAGCACCAUACAGACCCUCCCUGCUGGGGCUGAUUUCAUCAUGUGCUAUUCUGUGGCUCAGGGCUACUACUCCUUCCGGGAGAGGGACAACGGUUCGUGGUAUAUCCAGGAUCUCUGUCAGCUGCUUCAAAAGUAUGGUGAUAGCCUUGAGUUCACAGAGUUACUCACGCGGGUCAACAGAAAAGUGUCACUGAGGAAUAUUCCAAUGCCAUGUCCCCCAAGAUUUAUCGGGAAGAAGCAAAUGCCUUGUUUUGCUUCAAUGCUCACCAAGAAACUUUACUUCCGACCAAAAAAGUAACAAUGACACACCUCAGUCUCAAAAUGAUCUGGUUUAUAUUUGUUUUUCAACUAUUUUGUUCUGUGUCCCUAUUCCUUUUAAGCUUUAGUGCUUGAAUUGCUUUAAAAUUGCAUGCUGAUUAUGAACCACAGUCUUUGUAAAACUACUGUACUGAAAUGACUCUAGAAGCAACAGAAUGAUGCUUUAAUGCACAGAAAUGCAUUCAUUUUGCCUUAUUUUAUAUCAAGUUCAGAACAGUUUACAGUGGAACCUUCCACCGAAAAGUCAGGGAGUCUUGGCUGUUGAGUCAGUUUCGACUUUGUCUUUGAGACAGUUAUUUUUCAGGCGAGAGGCAGGUGACGAGACAGCUUAGCAAUCAGGAAACAAGAUAAUGUAACGAUGAAACUAAUGUACACAUUAGUUUCAUCGUUACAUAUCUCGCUGUAAGCUUCAGGGAUCCGGUAACAUUAACAAACUGUCUAAACAUUACAUAAUCAUAGUGUUUCCUCAAGCUUACUACUUAAAAAAAGGGAAUUUCUGUUCUGUCAAUGGUUUUUGGUACAUUCAUUAAUGUGUAGUUGCAUUUACACACUGACAGUGUAUUUUUUUGCAUUACUUUAAUGAUUUUAUGGAUUUUACUUACUGCUUUGCCCUCAAUAAAAUUUCUAACUUUA
Molecule: messenger RNA, 1666 nt
Organism: Oreochromis aureus
Lineage: Eukaryota; Metazoa; Chordata; Actinopteri; Cichliformes; Cichlidae
Product: caspase-6-like
Exons: 8
Coding region: 192-1013 (273 amino acids)
Biological process (GO): apoptotic process; proteolysis
Cellular component (GO): cytoplasm
Source: RefSeq, a predicted model, not a curated record